AUGACCGGAGAUUCCCACACGUCACGUGACCCGCUGCGCGUGCUGUCGUCAGCGGGCCUCGACCCAGUUGUUCAGUCCGGAGCUCGAGGAGGAGGAGAAGUGGGUCUCGCGUCCGUCUGCGGCCACACUGAAGAUUGUUGUAGCGGUGUGAUCAAGCCUCCACACCAUGUCCCAGGACAAGAGCGGCUACCCCAUCAUGGGUGAGAACAACCCACUUCAUAACAAUGUGUACGGGCCCCCUCAGCCGGGCUUUGGCAUGCCCCCUCCCAACUACAGCCAGGCCCCCGGGGGAGCGUACCCGCCGGCAGCAGGAUAUGGCCAGCCGGGCUUCCCCCAGGCCGGCCCGGGCUUCGCCCCCGGCCCCUACCCUCAGAUGCCUUACCCUCAGAUGCCCUAUCCACAGGGCCCCUACCCUCAAGGGCCUUACCAGCACGGACCCGGCCAGCCGGGCUUUCCUGGAGACCCCUCUGGUGGGCCUGCGGGUAGCCCUGGUUACCAUGGCGACGUGCCUCCAUCUUACUAUGACAAUGAAGAGUUCACAAACUCUGGCUUCGAGGACAAGUCCAUCCGCCAAGCCUUCAUCAGAAAAGUCUUCAUGGUUCUCACUGUGCAGCUGCUGGUCACCUUCUCCUUUGUCGCCGUCUUCACCUUUGUGGACGAUGCCAAGCUGUUUGUGCGGAGGAAUCCCUGGACGUACUACGUGUCCUACGCUGUCUUCUUUGUUUCUCUGAUCGUCCUGAGCUGCUGUGGAGACUUCCGCCGCAAGCACCCCUGGAAUCUGGUCGCUCUGUCCAUCCUGACCUUGAGCCUCUCCUACAUGGUCGGCAUGAUCGCCAGCUUCUAUGACACGGAGACGGUCAUCAUGGCCGUGGGCAUCACCGCGGUGGUCUGCUUCACCGUGGUCCUCUUCUCACUACAGAGCAAGUAUGACUUCACUUCGUGUCGGGGCGUGCUCUUUGUGUGCCUCAUCGUGCUGGUGCUCUUCUCCUUCCUCUGCAUCUUCAUCCGCCACAAGAUCCUGCACAUCGUCUACGCCUCGCUGGGGGCGCUGCUCUUCACCUGCUUCUUGGCUGUUGACACUCAGCUGCUGCUGGGAAACAAGAAGCUGGCCCUGAGUCCGGAGGAAUACAUAUUCGCCGCCCUCAACCUCUACACCGACAUCAUCAACAUCUUCCUCUACAUCCUGGCCAUCGUGGGCCGCUCCCGCGAAUGAGCCGCACCCCCACCUCCACAGCAGCCAGAUAGAGAAUGCCUCCCUUAUUGUGAAAUGUUUGCUGACCUGACCUUUCUCUUGACACGUUUCACCUUUUCCUGAUGUCACCCCAUUGAAACAGUUUAUCUCCCGUUCCACACACACACACACACACACACACACACACACACACACACACACACACACACAGGUCCGUUCCUUUUAACCAGGUAGCAGCGUUUUGAAAGAGAUGCACCCUGCCGUGAACUUCACAUGAGCAGGAACUAUUUAUUUAUGAUCAUUUUCGUCAUCACAAACAGACUUUAGCGGCCUGUUGUCAGUUUUCACCACUAUGCUCGCUCUAACUUUCCUCCGCUUCUACUAACACCGAUGGUUAUGGCUACAUUAUCUACUCCACAUUUUCCUGUUUGACAUUAUCCUACUGCUGCUUGGCGCUCGGUCGAGCAGGGGCUUUAACGGAGUACGAUUGGGGACGACGACACUCGAUACUGACGCAUACCAGCUUUUCCUGAGGAGAGGUCAGUGUUUAGACAUAACUUGGUCCCCCGCCUCCCGUCACGUCUGCGACCCUCCACCGUGUCUGUCCCCUUCGGCCUGCUGGUGUGAAGUUAACUCUGCAUGGCAUAAACUGGAAACACGACUAAAGAUGUGGUAUGACUUUGUGAAACUUACCAGAGGAAAACCUCUAGCUUGCUUGUCACGGCUGUAAAUAGUUCUGUGUAUUACUGUAUAUGAUGCCAGUAGCCCCACCCCC
Messenger RNA from Salarias fasciatus (jewelled blenny), 1967 nucleotides. It is a transcript of the gene grinaa, whose product is annotated as glutamate receptor, ionotropic, N-methyl D-aspartate-associated protein 1a (glutamate binding). The record is from RefSeq and is a predicted model, not a curated record. NCBI's taxonomy places the organism in Eukaryota, Metazoa, Chordata, Actinopteri, Blenniiformes, Blenniidae. Gene Ontology annotation, biological process: negative regulation of apoptotic signaling pathway. The transcript has 7 exons. Gene Ontology annotation, cellular component: endoplasmic reticulum; Golgi apparatus; membrane. Bases 167 to 1213 code for a protein of 348 amino acids.